AUGUCUUCUUCGAGCACUACGACUUCCCCACCUUUCCCUGUUCCCGAUGGCUUCAAGUUGCACACGGAGAACAACGCUCACAUUCUUAUGUCUGAAAAUGAGGCCUUCUUGAAUCCAGUUCAGGAAUUCAAUCGAGAUUUGAGUGUCGCGUGUAUAAGGACAUGGAGCGAGGAGUUGAAUAAAGCAAAGGAUGCGAAAAGGGCGCAGGCUCGACAGAAAAGAGCUUCAAGGGCUAAAGAAGAAUUAGCCAAGAAGCGGCAGCGAGGUAUGAUGAACGAAUCAGACGCGAUUGACAUAGAGCCGGAAUCGUUGCAACCAUCGGAAAGCACGUCGGAAAUUCCGCAGGCAGGAUCCAAAGAAGAUGUUCAAGUAGAUUACAAAAUCACUAUCCUAGAAGCACUUUCUGCAACUGGACUUCGUUCAAUCCGUUAUGCAAAAGAGAUACCGCUGGUAAAAUAUGUUUUGGCAAAUGAUCUCUCUUCAACUGCUGUUGCGGCAAUGAAAAGGAACGUUGAGUUAAAUGGCCUUGGUCCGUCAAAAGAGUUAGAGGAGACAGGGUCUGCAAAACAAGCAAACACACAUCUUGGCAAAGUCAGAGUAAACGAAGGAGACGCUUGUGCUCUAAUGUAUAGUCACCGCACUGAUCGAGUGGAUGUCGUUGAUCUCGAUCCGUAUGGCACUGCUGCCCCGUUCAUUGACGCUGCUGUCCAAGCAGUGAAAGACGAAGGCCUUUUGUGUAUAACAUGUACCGACCUAUCUAUCCUUGCCACGAAUAACUAUCCCGAAAAAUGCUUUUCCAAUUACGGAGGUUUACCCUUAAAGGCUGAAUACAGCCACGAAGCUGCGCUCAGACUUGUUCUCCACGCCGCAUCAACGUCUGCGUCAAGAUACGGGCGAUACAUUGAACCUUUGUUGUCACUAUCAAUAGAUUUUUAUGUUCGACUAUUCAUCCGGGUCAAUUCCUCCCCAUACCAAGUCAAAAAAGCCUUGACAAAAACUUCUUCGUACUUCGUGUGCACGUCUUGCCAAAGCUUCUACGAACAACCUUUGGGUAGGGUUGUAGAAAAGCAGGGAUCAAGAGAGAAUGUGAAUACAAUCUAUAAAACACAACCGGGGCCGACUGUCGGAGGAAAAUGUCCUGAAUGUGAAUCGGGCCUUCAUAUCGCCGGACCAAUGUGGUCUGGGCCUAUCCAUGAUACGGACUUCGUGUCCAAAGUCCUCCAGCACACUGAAUCACAUAAAGACCUUUAUGGAACGGCUAGUCGUAUGCAGGGUAUGCUCACUGUAGCAAAAGAGGAGCUCCAUACGAAAUUCUACUUCACUCCCACAAAAAUCGCAGGCUUCUUCCAUUGUCAAACCCCAUCUUUGGAAGAAACAACGUCUGCUCUUCUCCAUGCAGGUCAUCAAGUCUCUCGUUCUCAUGCAUCGCCAGGCUCUUUGAAAACCACGGGGACAUGCGAAGAUGUUCUGGACGUUUUUCGCUCCUGGGUGAAGAAACACCCAAUAAAAAACGUUUCAGAAACGUCACCAUCUCUUCGUCUGUUGGCGAAAGAGCCCAGAAUGGAAGCGAAUUUCUCGAAACACCCAAAAUCAGUCACGUCUUCAUCCAAGGUGAAAAUCGUGAGGUAUCCAGAAACUCCAGCCAACUGGGGGCCUGGCAGUCGACCUGUGACUGGAGGUAAUAAGAGAAAGAGAAAACACGACAAUUAG
Molecule: messenger RNA, 1710 nt
Organism: Lentinula edodes (shiitake mushroom)
Lineage: Eukaryota; Fungi; Basidiomycota; Agaricomycetes; Agaricales; Omphalotaceae
Product: N2 N2-dimethylguanosine tRNA methyltransferase
Exons: 13
Coding region: 1-1710 (569 amino acids)
Biological process (GO): tRNA N2-guanine methylation
Cellular component (GO): nucleus
Molecular function (GO): RNA binding
Source: RefSeq, a predicted model, not a curated record